Siniperca chuatsi (mandarin fish) is the source of this 6426-nucleotide messenger RNA. Its product is annotated as RING finger protein 145-like. The record is from RefSeq and is a predicted model, not a curated record. The transcript is spliced from 12 exons. Gene Ontology annotation, cellular component: endomembrane system; endoplasmic reticulum. NCBI's taxonomy places the organism in Eukaryota, Metazoa, Chordata, Actinopteri, Centrarchiformes, Sinipercidae. The coding region runs from base 264 to 2585 and encodes 773 amino acids. Gene Ontology annotation, molecular function: ubiquitin protein ligase activity; zinc ion binding.
UACGUCCUCCUCGGUACUUUGGGGUAGGCCUAAUGGCUGCUGGGUGAGAUGAGCGGAUCGGCCGCAUCCUUUGAGUGUGAGUCGCUUCCAUCAAGAGGACCGUUAACUCGGGCGGUGCCGAGUUAAAAUGGUCGAUAUUCGACCCGAAAAGCAUCCCGAAACCGUUGUACAUAUUGCGAACAUCGUGCUUGAAAUUGCACCCACUGUUAACAUCUUGUCUUAGUGAUCAAUUCUGCCUGCCGAUCAGAGGUUAAACUGAGGCAAUGGCAGUGAAGGACCGUGUAGAGGCGGUGCUCAAUGUGGGUCUGCGUGUUCCCAGCAUCAUGCUGCUGGAUGUCCUGUACCGCUGGGAUGUCAGCUCCUUCUUCCAGAAGAUCCAGCGCUCCAGCCUCUCCAACAACCCCCUGUUCCAGUACAAAUACCUGGCACUCUACCUGCACUACGUAGGUUACAUCCUGAGCUUGGUCCUCCUGACUCUGCCUCGUCAGCACCUGGUUAAACUCUACCUGUAUGUCCUUACGGCCCUGUUGCUGUUUGCUGGUCACCAAGUGUCAAGGGAUUAUGUCCGCAGUGAACUGGAGUCUGGCCAUGAAGGACCUGUCUACCUAGAACCUCUCUCCAUGAACAGAUUCACCACUGCACUCAUAGGUCAGCUGGUGGUGUGUACGCUAUGUUCCUGUGUGAUGCAGACCAAAAGGAUUUGGCUUUUCUCUGCUCACCUCCUCCCUCUGGUGGCCAGACUGUGUCUGGUCCCACUGGAGACCAUCGUCUUCAUCAAUAAGUUCUCCAUGAUCUUCACAGGCCUGGAGGUCAUUUACUUCCUGGCUUCUAACUUGUUGGUACCAUACAACCUGGCCAAGACUGCCUACAGGGAGCUGGCUCAGGUGGUGGAAGUGUACGGGCUGCUAGCUUUGGGUAUGUCCCUAUGGAACCAGCUGGUCCUUCCGGUUCUCUUCAUGUGUUUCUGGCUACUGCUGUUUGCUUUGCAGAUCUACUCCUACUUCAGCACCAGAGACCAGCCUACCUCAAGGGAGAGGCUCCUUUUCCUCUUUCUUACCAGUAUUGCAGAAUGUUGUAGUACACCGUACUCCCUGCUGGGUCUGGUUUUCACAGUCUCCUUCAUUGCUCUGGGAGUUCUCACACUCUGCAAGUUCUACCUGCAAGGUUACAGAGCCUUUAUGAAUGACAACACCAUGCACAGGGGGAUGACAGAAGGCAUCACCCUGCUGAUCCUUGCUGUCCAGACUGGCCUCAUCGAGCUUCAGGUCAUCCACAGAGCCUUCCUCCUCUCCAUUAUCCUCUUCAUUGUUGUUGCUUCCAUCCUGCAGUCCAUGCUGGAGAUAGCUGACCCCAUAGUCCUGGCCCUGGGAGCAUCCAGAGACAAGAGUUUGUGGAAGCACUUCAGAGCGGUGUCUCUGUGUCUGUUCCUGCUGAUCUUUCCAGCCUACAUGGCCUAUAUGAUCUGUCAGUUCUUCCACAUGGACUUCUGGCUUCUCAUCAUUAUCUCCUCCUCCAUCCUCACCUCACUACAGGUCCUUGGCACUCUGCUGAUCUACGUUCUCUUCAUGGUGGAGGAGUUUCGUAAGGCUCCAGUAGAGAACAUGGAUGAAGUUAUCUACUGUGUCAACGGAACCUACAGAUUGCUGGAGUUUGUGGUUGCCGUGUGUGUGGUGUGCUACGGUGUGUCAGAGACAGUAUUCGGGGAGUGGAGUGUGAUGGGCAGCACCAUCAUCCUGGUCCAUUCGUACUAUAAUGUCUGGCUCAGAGCCCAGCUGGGCUGGCAGAGCUUCCUGCUCAGGAGAGAUGCUGUAAACAAGAUCAAAAGCCUCCCCACGGCUAGCAACACACAGCUGGAACAGUACAACGACAUCUGUGCUAUCUGCUACCAGGACAUGAACAGUGCUGUGAUCACUCCAUGCAGUCAUUUCUUCCACGCUGGCUGUCUGAAGAAAUGGCUUUAUGUCCAGGAGACGUGCCCCCUCUGUCACUCUCAACUCAAGAGCCAAUCACCAACCACCACUGUCUCGAACCAAGAUACGCCUGCGGCCAAUCAGAACCCUGCAGGGCAGGAAGAAGCCACAGCUAAUAAGAACCAGAGAAAUGGUGCACUUCCAGAUGAUGGUAAGGAGGAGGGAACAGGAGAGCAGGAGGGAGAUAAUGGACCUUCCAUGUCAGCUGGAGAAACCUCCUCCUCCGGUGAGCCUUCGGCUCCACAGCACCUGGUCAAGACUCCAUCAUCAUCUUCCUCUCCUUCUUCUUCUUCUCCUUCCCCACUUGUGAUGGGAUCUAAGAACCAGUCACCCACAGAUCAUCCCUCGUCGUCUUCCUCCUCUUCCUCUGACACAUUGGACAUGCCCCCCUCUCCUGCAUCUCUCUCCCACUCUUCCACCCCUUCCAGCUCUCACCACUCAUCUUCACAGCCACUGGGCCAGGCAGAGAUGACCCCUGCUGAACCUGAGCCCGCCCCUAAGCUAAACCCAGGUUUCCUACUAGACAGCCAGGAGUCAUCCACUGGUCCAUCAUCACAGCCUGACCAGCCCACUUCCUCCUCUGACGAACAGUCUCCUCCUCCAUGCAGCCUCUGAGCCCCAUCGUAAAACAAACAACAUACAUGCAUGCACGUAUAAACACACAAUCUAAAUACUACAUCUGCCAGUAUUCUGCCUAUAUUCUACUUGUCCAGCGGUUGGCUAUCCCAUCAUAUCAGAAAUUCAACUCCAAAACCUUCCAUAUCCUAAUCCAAAACAAUCUCAAAGCAGAUAUUCAUCACUCAAUGCCAUUUUUUUAGGCAAUUUUCAUGGAACAUGUUUCCAUGAUGAGUUAAACUUUCAUGCCAGCAAUGAUUUCAUUAGGAUGGGCGUUUUUUCUUUUUUGGGGAGAGGAUUCAAAAUCAACACAAAAAGGGGAAAGCAGUAAUCUCAUCUCAAAAAUAAAUGGUACUUCCAGGCAAUGUGAAAUCCAGAAUGAAACUGAAGUAUCACAUCACUCAUGUUUGUUUCCUAGAUUUUUACAUUGAUAUCAGACCUAUAGUGACAUUUCUAAAAUCAUGCUUAUUUCCUUCUCAUUUCAGUCCCAGACAUUUCAUGCGAUGGUUGCUCCCAUCCUGCCUUUGUUUGUGCAGCUUCACUCUCAUUGCUGUACAUUUCAUAGUAUUUGGGUUUUCUCUGUAAUCCUGUAUGUGCCAUGAGGAAUGGGUCAGAGGUUUAGAGAGCCUUGAUAGACUAGCGAUAACUGAUGUUUGCAUUUCAAACAGUGACAAAGUCUUUACGUUUCAUCAAGUCUACAGAUUUCUCCUUCGGUUUUUACUGUUGGCUGACAGUAGCUAUGUGUAUUAAUAAAUCAACUACAGCUUUAACAGAGACUGAAUGUUGUUUGAGGCCAUCACAUGACCUGAAGCCUGGUGCUAAGCAGAGGAUACAUGGUGUGGUCUAGUGAUGCAGUGUGAACAAAUCAAUGGUUCACAUGGAGUAACCCAAAUUCAUUUCAUGUGUCAAGCUUUCUCUAUUAUACCACUUUAAUAUUUGAAUCAAACUUGUUUGGCUGGUCCUAGCAAAAACAGUUCUACUCCUCAUCGCCAAACUUUUGUAUUACUGUUAAGAGAUGUUAUUUUUAAGAUAAUUUUUACAUUACUGCUUUAUUGGACAGCGCACAGUGCAGAUGGACAAAACAAGGGAUGGAUAGAUAAAAGAGGGAGAUAACAUGCAACAGAAGCCACAGUUUGUAUUUGAACCUUCAGCAUUGUGAGAAUGUGGAGUGUAAAUUAGUCUACAGAGCCGGCAAGGAGCCCAAACUUUGUUGUCGUUAGCUUUACUUCAUUCAUGGUACUCGUCUGCACUCAUCUUCCCAAACUCAGCUGAUUCGCAAACACAUUCAACCACUCACACUGAACCAGUUCAUCCCAAGUUUGCCAUUGAUCCAGCAACUGUUGAGACUCUUCAAUGGCAGGAGCCAAUCACCUGGCUCCAUCCAGCUCCUUUUUUAUAAACCAAUGACAUCACAAAGCACCCUGUGUUUUCUAAGACCACAUUAUCCUCCUGCUGCUCAGUCACUUCACUCUAUGAAAUGUUACUACCAGCAAAUCGAACGUUUUUUUUUUUUUUUUUCCCCCACACACUGGCUAGCUUGCGUGGGCUCCUGUGCUUAGUAAAUGGGGUAGGAAGGGAGAAGUGUGUGUGUGUGUGCUGAAAAGUCUGAGUGUUUAAUUGAAAGACUUGAGAAUGCCGGGUUCUGAUGCACGCUAAUAUGUAGAGCUUGCACGCUGCCACUGUUACCUAGCAUUUAUUUGUUUGUCCCCAAUAUGCUCCAACCUUGCUACCAAUGUUUUUCUGCCAUUUUUCUUUCUUUUUUAUUUUCCUUUUCGGGUUGCAUUUGCACUAAUGUCAUUUAUACUAGCUCCAAAGCCGUUCUGUGGCUGUCAGCAACCAAAUACCCUCUGAUAUGUUUGUGUACGAGGAAACAGCCCAAUCUGUUAGUCUGUAAUGUAUAUAAAUGUUGCUCUCUACGGCAUCUAUAUUAAACCAGAGGAGUGUUGAUAUAUAAAUAAGAUCAGGGCUUGAUUUCUCCAAAGCUUCCUAGUGGUUUGAUGUUCUUUGUUAACUUUAUAUGCCUGUGAACAAAGACAAACUUUUGACUAAGAAGCUUUCGGGAAUCCAAGCCUUCUGAUUUGUGAGACCAGCCAGUGACACUGCUUCUCCAGUCUGUAUGACGCGUCUUCAAGCUGGUGUGAUCACUCUGGUGCCCUCUACUGUUAGGAGUGGGAUCAGCAUGGCGCAGACGGACAGGAGAUGCACUAGUUAACCCUCAACAGUAUUACUUACUACCACUAUUACUAAAGGUCUUAUUACUAUGAAUGACUUUAUUGUUGACGUUGGGAAGUGUUGGCUGCAGGGCUGAGAAUGAAUACAUAAUCAAUGUAGGAUCCAACCUGGCCAAUGCUGUUUAACUCUGUUUAUUUUUUUUUAAGAGAUGAAAAGUAGAGUUUGAUGUAUUUUGCACAUGUUCUGCUGAAAGGUGAACAUAAGGACUUUCUGUAUGUAUUCUUGAAUGACGUCUCAUUUUAUUAUCAGCUCCAUUCCUUAGAUUUUGAUUUAAAACAAAACACUUGAAAUGGUCACAAACAUUUAAACAGCUUCAUACACACUUGUUUUUCAUUGUGGAGCAUUUGAACUGUCAAGCAGAGAGAUCACCUGCACCAUUCAUAUGCGCCACAAGGUGAUGACUGUCAUUGGCAACUGUAAAAGAAUUUUCAUUGCAGUAUUAAAUGAUAAAUAACCGGCAGAGAAGCCUGCCAGCUGUUGAUUCCAGAUGUAUUUGCCCUGUUUAUACUCCAUGUUGGAGAAAUUGCAGUUGUUGCAGUCACUCUCCAGGCUAUGAACUGUGACAUUUUCAUACUGUCUGGGACAGUUUUAACUUCAAAUAUUUUAAGGCAAUCUAAGCUAAAUAUUUCAUAUUUGACUAUAUAACCUAUUCAUCUGAUAACUAUAGGAAGCUUAUGGACAUUACAUAUUUUAAAACUAAGAUUUUCUAUUUUUAUUUGCAUUCCAAUGCAUCUGAAAUUUCAGCUGUGGGAUUGAUUUCAUGUAAAAUGCAUCGGUGACUGUUCAGGCUAUUCGUCUGAGCUAUUGUGCCAAACGAAUGCAUGAACCCUUCACUGCUGCUCCUCACGUUGAGCAACGUCAAAUAGCAGCUUCACCUGUCAGGAGCUUUAGUGUGUGAUAAGAUCGCGAAGCAGUACAUUUGCCAUCAAUCCAUGCAUUGUACAUGUCAGUUAACAUCAAAUUUUAUUAUUGCUCUUCAUUGACUUGCCGGUAAAAUAACACUAUAAAAACAAGCCAAUGUGCCCUCAACGUCCCAAUAUUAGUGCAUUUUCUUAUAUGGAAAUUGUUAAACACAUCACACUAGUGAUGUAUAUUAAUUUCAUAUUGCCUCCAUUGAUUUUGAUGGAGUAACCAGGAGGAAUAUGAAUACCUAUAGCUGAAGUCAGUGGCCCAUCUGAAAUCCAGAUGUUUGAGACUAAAUUUAUCACAAUACUUUGCAAAAUCAUUACUCUAUACAUUGAAAAUGUAAGCAAAUAUGAUAAUAGAAUCUAUAGCUGCCGCAGAGCUCUCUGACCACACAUUUCUUUUCUGAAUGCAUUUUUAAUGAGCAUUUUGGAAAAGAAAACAACACUGCUGUCCAAUACAGUUGCCUCUGACUAACACAUGUUAGCUGAUGAGACUCCCUUCAGAUCUUUGUUUAAUUUUGUCUUCUUUUGUCUGAUAAGUUUUUCCAUGCCUAUUUAGGACCUGCUCUGUAAAAGCUGACUCUGAAUGCCAGUUGUAUUCUGUUAAAAUGCUCCACGGUUGGUUUUGGACUUGAUGCCUGGCAUUGCCUUAGUUAUUUUACAGAAAAUGAAUGUCUGAAAUAAAAUGAACCAUCCACUCUGGA